Peronospora matthiolae is the source of this 936-nucleotide messenger RNA. NCBI's taxonomy places the organism in Eukaryota, Oomycota, Peronosporomycetes, Peronosporales, Peronosporaceae. The record is from the annotation of a GenBank genome assembly.
AUGCUACAUCGUAGUGUCGCACGUCUCGCCUGCGGAUUGCGCUCUACGUCGUUGGCCCUCGCACGUCCAUCGGCACCCAAGCGCUUUGUUCCCACAACGAUUAGCUAUCAGUCUCAUACCUCGGGCUCCGCAUCGCUAUUGCUUCAAAAAUGGAGAUUUGUGGCCGCUACUGCAGUAAGCACGAGUGCUUCGUAUGCUUUUUGCUCGACUGCUGCUUCAGUUACGGAUACGGUCAAUACGAAUAGAGCAGUGCCAAAGGUGGUGCUCUAUCAGUACGAACCGUGUCCCUAUUGCUGCAAGGUGAAGGCUGUACUGGACUACCUCAAGCUCCCGUACGACGUGGUGGAAGUCAAUCCACUGACCAAGAAGGAGACCAAAGCUGUGACCAAGUAUGCCAAGGUGCCAGUUGUCACUAUCGGCAAUGACAUGGUCGUAGAAUCUGCGGCAAUUAUCGCGCGACUGUGGGACCUAGUCGUGCCAGCUAAAAGCUCACAGCUUGAGCAUAAAGAGCCGCAGGAGGAGGAAGCCCAGUGGUGCCAAUGGGCGCUGCAGGCUUUCGACUUUUGCUUGACAGCUGGAAACUUCACGUCCAUGGAACUUCACUUGUCCAAGUACGUCGGGGCAAUGGUGAUGUACCUCAUUGCCAAGCGGUUGAAGAAGAAAUACGGUAUUGACGAUAAGCGACUGGCGCUGUAUGCGGCUCUGAAUAGCUGGGUUGAUGCGGUGGGUGACAAGCGCCCGUUUCUUGGAGGGCAUGAACCGAACAAAGCAGACCUCUCGGUCUUUGGUGUCCUUCGUGCGAUGCACGGCCUGGACACGUACAACGACGUGAUGCGUGAGACGAAGAUCUGGCCGUGGUUUCGAUGCAUGACGGAUAGGUUUGGCUCCAGCUCAUGCACUGCAAGCAAGCAACUAGAGAUCACGGUCAAGGAGUAA